Molecule: messenger RNA, 2234 nt
Organism: Acipenser ruthenus (sterlet)
Lineage: Eukaryota; Metazoa; Chordata; Actinopteri; Acipenseriformes; Acipenseridae
Gene: adam11
Product: ADAM metallopeptidase domain 11
Biological process (GO): proteolysis
Molecular function (GO): metalloendopeptidase activity
Source: RefSeq, a predicted model, not a curated record
UGUCCUGCGAACGUCCACAAGCUGGACGGCUACCCCUGCGAGGCUGGACAGGGACGCUGCUACAGUGGACGCUGUAAGAACAGGGACGGACAGUGUAAGAGCCUCUGGGGCCACAUGUCAGCAGACCGGUCCUGCUAUGAGAAGCUGAAUGCCGAGGGCACAGAGAAGGGGAACUGCGGACGAGACGGGGCCGGCUGGAUACAGUGCAACAAACAAGACGUGCUGUGUGGGUUCCUGCUCUGUGUGAACCUCACGGGGACGCCUCGCUCCGGGGAGCUGAACGGUGACAUCACCAGCGUCACCCUGUACCAGCAGAACAAGUACCUGGACUGCAGGGGUGCUCAUGCCCUGCUGGACGAUGGCACUGACCUGGGCUACGUGGAAGACGGCACUCCCUGUGGGCCCAACAUGAUGUGCCUGGAGCGCCGCUGCCUCCCUCUCCCCUCCUUCAACCUGAGCAGCUGCCCGGGAAGCAGCGAGGGCAGCAUCUGCUCACAGCACGGGGUGUGCAGUAACGAGGUGAAGUGUAUCUGUGAGAGGGACUGGACAGGGAAGGACUGCAGUGUGUGUACGACCCCCAUCCCUGAGCCCAAGCCUGGGGGGGAGGAAGAGAAGUACAAGGGUCCUAGUGGCACCAAUAUCAUUAUAGGGUCCAUCGCUGGUGCCAUCCUACUGGCUGCUAUAGUCCUCGGAGGGACGGGCUGGGGAUUCAAAAACAUCCGGAGAGGAAGAUCCGGAGGAGGAUAGGACGUCUGGUCCAUACUCGCAGUCUUCCUAGAGUUUUGUUCUUUUACUAAACAACCACAACUAAACUAAACAAAAUCACACAGAGAACGCGUCUUCCUAGGAUUGAUUGGAAGCCUCUAUUCCCCACCUUGCCUGUCUCUAUCUGUCUCGCUCUCUGUCUCUCUCUCUCUCUCUCUCUCUCUCUCUCUGUGGGGGAUGGGGGAACCCCAGAUUGACUCCCCAAACUGGCCACUUAACUGCCAGCUCCUUUUGUAGCAUUACUUCAAGACAAAAGACAAAUACAGAAGUACUAAAAAAAACUUAGACAAACGUAUCCACGACAACCAGUCUAUCAAUUUACAAUCAUAUAGUAAUAGUAAGGGUUAAAUAGGGGGUGGGUGGGGCGGAGCAGGAACAAAAGCAGCACCCUUCACUGGAGCUCAGAUCUGCACAGUCCUGGCAGUCAUGGAACGCUAUAUUGAAGCUUAGAGAUUAGAUAAAGGGGCAUUCAGAACAGAAAACAGGAGGCACUUUUUUACACAGAGAAUUGUGAAGGUCUGAAACCAACUCCCCAGUAAUGUUGUUGAAGCUGACACCCUGGGAUCCUUCAAGAAGCUGCUUGAUGAGAUUCUGGGAUCAAUAAGCUACUAACAACCAAACAAGCAAGAUGGGCUGAAUGGCCUCCUCUCGUUUGGAAACUUUAUGUUCUUAUGUUCUAAGCAGGCCCCGCCCCCACAAUGACACCUCCCCCCACGCAAGCCCCUCCCACACAUGCCCCUCACCACGGAACUCGCAAAUGAAAUUCCUUAACCCCCUGCUGCUGCAAGUAUUUACAGUCGCAUACUUGUUUAGAUCUCUGGAUCAGCCUUCACUGGAAUAACAACAACCUGGAGAUCGAGCCAGGCGCCUCGAAACUGGACGAAGACAUCCUGUCGACGAGGCGUCAAAGGGAGCUUCAAAUCGAGCUGAGUGCCAUGCAGGGAAGACGUGCCUCGGACAGCCUGGUUCGUCACCUUCCACUGGGGCUCCAGCCAGCAGACACGUGCUUUCAGUGAGACUACAGGAGAGGUCUCCUGAGCUGCUUCCAGCUCCCCCUCCUGGGCAGGACUGGGAGUGGGCUGGGGGGCUCCAGGCGAAGCAUUUUUGCAGGACAGAAGGAUAAUUGGCCAGAUCACAACACUGCUUCCUGGAGUGUCGCUGAGACGCACAGACCUUCAUAGUUUAAACACAAGAGGAGAGUUUGUUUUUUUAGGAGAUGGAUUACUGCAGUAUUAAAGUCAUUUGCCCCACAUGCUCCCCCCACCUAUCUCAAAAGAAAUGGUUUAGUGUAUCAUGUCUGAGAGGCUGCCCCCUGGUGGUGAUGUUAUUAACGACUUCUAACCCACGAAAGACUCUGAAGUAUUCUGCAGCGGAGAGCUAUAUCUAAAAGCUGCAUUCUUAACCCUGUAUCAUCCAUUGUGCUAACCUGUUAUUUAUUCGAGAAAUACAGCUGUUUUUAACAAAGGCUA